CCCACCAGCCGCAACAUGCCCCCCUUCUAUAUAUUGCAGCCCUCACUUCCCUUUCUUCCCCCAAACGCAAACACCAUCUCUCUCACCAGCGACUCUUCUUCCUCCCCUUCUAGAGUCGCCCGCAACUUGAGUGCGAAGCCUCCAUCCCAGCCGCCUCGCGCCAUGGCUCCCCGAGAGAGGCCCAACCCCGUCGCCGUCAGCCCCAGGCCCCAAGGCGGCAAGGAGAUCCGCUUCCGCGGCGUCAGGAAGCGGCCGUGGGGCCGCUACGCUGCCGAGAUCCGCGACCCUGGCAAGAAGACCCGCGUCUGGCUCGGCACCUUCGACACCGCCGAGGAGGCUGCCCGCGCCUACGACGCGGCCGCGCGUGAGUUCCGCGGCGCCAAGGCGAAGACCAACUUCCCCACUGCGGACGAGCUCGUCGUCGCCGCCCGCAGCCCCAGCCAGAGCAGCACCGUGGAUAACCCCUCCCCGCCCCCGCCGCCGCCGCCAGCGCUGGACCUCAGCCUCGGCGGUUUCCCGUUCGCCACCGCAUACGCGGCCCCGCUUCCGUGCUUCCCCGUCGUCCCGGUGGCGCGGCCGGUGCUCUUCUUCGACGUCUUCUCCCGCGGGGGGCGGGUCGGGGACAACGUCGCCAGGGAUUUUAUACCAGGCCGCCCAGCGGCCGGGAGCGGUGGUGUGAAGAGCGAGUCCGAUUCGUCAUCCGCCGUGGAGUCCGAUGCGAUCCCUCGCAGCAGAUCGUUCCCCGAUCUCGAUCUCGAUCUCAACCAACCUCCGCCGCCUGAGGAGGCUUAGUUUUUUUUUUUUUGGUUUACGUCGGAGGGUCUUUGAUCGGCGGCGGAUUUGCAAAUUUUUCGGUGCGAUUCUUGUUUUCUGUGGUUCGAAGCGGAUCUCCACGUAGAGAGAGAGAUUAGCCUGACAAUUAAUUUCGGUUCGGCGGUUGACGAUGACGACAAAAUUAGACGAUGACGACACCGAUGACUAGAUAUGUAUAUAUAGCCUGAUAAGUUUUAACUCCAGUUUUUUUAGCAGCUGGGAAAUCUGCAAAUGUUUCUCAAUUGCUGUUUUAUUCAUGUUUAUUAUCCCUGUAAUGCGUAUUUCGGAUAUUGGAAAAAUGUCAAGAUCCAGUCUUUUAUGCAA
This is a messenger RNA of Rhodamnia argentea, 1137 nucleotides long. Its product is annotated as ethylene-responsive transcription factor 4-like. Gene Ontology annotation, biological process: regulation of DNA-templated transcription. The record is from RefSeq and is a predicted model, not a curated record. Bases 16 to 792 code for a protein of 258 amino acids. Gene Ontology annotation, molecular function: DNA-binding transcription factor activity; DNA binding. The transcript has a single exon. NCBI's taxonomy places the organism in Eukaryota, Viridiplantae, Streptophyta, Magnoliopsida, Myrtales, Myrtaceae.